CACACACACACACACACACACACACACACACACACACACACACACUGAGCUCUCAGAUUGCUGCACUCAGUGUCUGUAAAGUCACUAUGCCGGGGACACACUCUCACACACUCUCACACACUCUCACACACUCACACACACAGAGCACAGACGCACUUCUUCCUUCUUUCCUUUCUUUUUACUUAAAAAGCGUGACGGAUUUUAACCUCGGAUCUGUUUUCAUUUAUAAAUAAACUAAACAAAAAAGACAUUUGCUGGAUUUUUCACUUCCUGGGAAAACUUUUUUCUUUAUAAACCUGGCUGAUUGUUUUAGCUUUUUGGUUUUAUCUCAGACCAAAGUCUCAAAGCUUCAAACUUUUUAUGAAUUUUUAAACAAAAUGUAGAUUUUUUUGUUGAAAGCGGCUCCUUUCCGUCUCUGGAUGAGAUUCAGCAAGUGAUCUUUAAUUCAUUUCCGACUCCAUGCUGAACAUGUUUAUGAUUCGUUUUUUCUGUUCUCCAUCGGCGUGACGUGGACGUGAGCGUGAAGAGAACGUGACCUGGACGCAAGCUGAAGGAACCGAACAGCAGCGAGUUGAGCUCUGAUUGACUCACGCUUUGGGUUGCUGAAUUAAACAAUAAGAGACUUUGUACCGAAGGUUUUUUUUUUACAUUGUUAUCAUCAUGGCGGAUCAUGUAAAGUAUCCAGUGAACACGUUUGAGGUUUGUUAGUGAACUUAGAAUCACCUGAUGCAGCUUACCUUCACAUUUUGGAUUAAUGCUUUUGUUUUUUUUAUAAAAGGCCUCCGAUCGCUCCGGUUCUAAACUCGUUUUCUUAAAGAUUCCUAAGCUGACGGUUGGAAAAGUCAAACAAUUUCCAUCUGGUGGAAAGGAUCCUUUAAGUGUUUGACUGUUUUCACUGUAAUGCCAGAUUGAGCAAAAAAGAACAGUCAUUUUUUUCAUGAUCAUCAUGAUGUUGUGUCAUGAUGUCACUCCUCUGAUGAAAACCUCUAUGGUUUCUUAUGUUAGUCCUUUUGCUCAAGUCAGUCAGUUAUAAACUCAUCUGUUAUAAAUGGCUUCAGUUUAACCCAAAGCCAGUAAGUGAGUUUUUUGUGAUCAUGUGAUCAGAGUCCAGUGCGGUGUGAAGUAAACGAGUUCUGAACACAUUUGAAAAGAAAAUCUAAAUCUUUGUCAAACACACAGUCGUAAACUCAUAUCCUCCGUCCUUGCUGUCGUCAUCACGAUCAUGUCGAAGUCUUUGGACCACGUGAAACGCCCGAUGAACGCCUUCAUGGUCUGGUCUCGAGCCCAGCGCCGGCAGAUGGCUCAGGAGAACCCAAAGAUGCACAACUCUGAAAUCAGUAAGCGUCUCGGGGCCGAGUGGAAGCUGCUCACCGACUCUGAGAAGCGGCCGUUUAUCGACGAGGCGAAGAGACUCCGAGCGCUGCACAUGAAGGAGCACCCUGACUACAAAUACCGGCCUCGAAGGAAACCGAAGACCCUCGCCAAGAAGGAGAAGUUUGCCCUGGCUCUGCCGUAUGGAGUGCACGCGGAAGCAGAAGCACUGAAACCCUCUGCCGAGUCUCUGGUGCGCGCUUCAGACAGAGCCAGGAUCCUGUUUGCUCCAUCCAUCUGCGCCAAUCCGUACUCCUUUCUGGAUUUCGGAUCCAAGAUGGCAGACUUCUCUCCACCUCCCCCUCCUCCUCCACCUCUCCCUCCGGCAAUGCCGACCUUCCCGUACCCGUCGUCAUUGGGUUUCCCGCCGUUUCCUGGCGUCCACGCGCACACCAGCGCGCACAAUCCGGCCUUUUUGAUGCCUUGCAGCUGUAGCGCGUGGCCCACAUCAUCAUCUUCAUCGUCAUCAUCUUCGUCAUCUUCAUCAUCCUCUGCAUUUUCAACACCGUUGGCGUACAUCCUGUUACCCGGCGUCGGAAAAGCACCGAUGGAGCCGUAUCACGCCUACGCCACCGCGUUAUGAGACAAUAUUGCACCAUUAAAUGUGUUACAAGAAAACAAACAAACAAACAAACAAACAAAUAAACAAACAAAAGAACAUUCCGAUGUUUACUUUGACUACGUCAGAAGCGUGUGCAUGAAGUCAUCUAAAGAACAUACUGAAGGAACGACAAAGCUCUCAGCAUCAUGCUGUUCCAGCAAGACAGUGAAGGACAGGACGGUGUGAUGGACGAUAUCGGCGUAACCCGAGGGUUUUAUUCCUCUUACACCACUCACAAUUUCUCAUUUAUUUCUGAACAACACUAAUGUAUCACGCUAUUUAUCCCUUUAUUGUUACACUGAAUAGAGAAACUAGCGAGUCUCAUACUGUAUGUUCCUUCCCUGGUUCCCUCCUUUUUUCUUGCAUUCUUUAAAAAAAAAAAUCGCAGUUUGUCACUGGAGACUCCUUCCAUCAACGUUAUAUAAACAUCACCAUAGCGACGGCAUCCGUUAGCGAUCAGCCGAACGUCCGCCCGAGCUGUCGCUAUAGCAACACCUGAUGACCAAUCAGAAUGCAGAAUUGUGGUGUAAUGAGGUUAAUAUGAAGAGAGUAUAAAGUGAAUAAAUCUGUACCUGUGUGUGUGUGUGUGUGUGUGUGUGUGUGUGUGUGUGUGUGUGUGUGUGUGUGUGUGUGUGUGUGUGUGUGUGUGUGUGUGUGUU
Molecule: messenger RNA, 2631 nt
Organism: Tachysurus fulvidraco (yellow catfish)
Lineage: Eukaryota; Metazoa; Chordata; Actinopteri; Siluriformes; Bagridae
Product: transcription factor Sox-21-B-like
Exons: 2
Coding region: 1223-1954 (243 amino acids)
Biological process (GO): anatomical structure morphogenesis; regulation of DNA-templated transcription; cell differentiation
Molecular function (GO): RNA polymerase II cis-regulatory region sequence-specific DNA binding; DNA-binding transcription factor activity, RNA polymerase II-specific
Source: RefSeq, a predicted model, not a curated record